Molecule: messenger RNA, 1045 nt
Organism: Microplitis mediator
Lineage: Eukaryota; Metazoa; Arthropoda; Insecta; Hymenoptera; Braconidae
Product: STAGA complex 65 subunit gamma-like
Exons: 7
Coding region: 1-963 (320 amino acids)
Cellular component (GO): SAGA complex
Molecular function (GO): transcription coactivator activity; protein heterodimerization activity
Source: RefSeq, a predicted model, not a curated record
AUGAAAUCAAGUAAAAAUAAUAAUGAAUCAGGUACAACAAUACUGUGGGGUGAAUUACCAACACGGGAAAAUCAUAAGCAAGAAAUAAUAACACCGGAUAUUAUUGAAAAUAUUUGGCGGCAAGUUUUGGAUGACUGCAGUAAUUCAAAUGAUAAUUUAAAUAAUUAUCAAACUGAACAACCGCCUCAAUUUAUUCAGCUGCCAAUGGAAAAUUCACUUGUACUAAAUACUGUGCAGUUACACAGACAGAAAUUAUCAAUUAACAAUGGAUUAAUUGUACGCGGGGUCUCGACUGUCGACGCAAAAGUGGAGGAACCAAAAAAUCCUUUCAAAUUUUUACCGCCAAGAGAAAAGCGCCCUGUCAAGAAAACCAUCACGUGCAAUUUGCAAUCGGCAACAUGUCGCAGCCUAUUGAAGCACGCGGUCUGCGUAUUAAUCGCUCACAUGGGCUACGAGCAGUCUUCAGACACAGCAAUCGAUACAUUAGUGGACAUAGCAGACAAUUUACUACGUAAAAUUACACUGACAUUUAAAUACGCGUGCGAGCAACCCAACACUGGCUUUCCCGAUCCCGUGGAGAGGAUCCUAGUGGAGGCAGGAAUCGGAAGUGUUGCGGAUAUUCAUAAUUAUUAUCAGAAUUACGUAAUAAAAUACGAGGCCAGAAUGAAAAAAAAAGUCGAGGCGAUGGUUUGUAAGCAACAAUUGGAACUGAGCAGCGCUGCAAAAAUGGAGCUGGAUGAAGUCGUUAACAAACUGCAGUUCGAUGACUUGGAUAAUUUUGUUAACGCAUACAAAGACGUGCCUACUCUCCAGUUACUUGACCCAGAAAUAGGAUUCCCGCCGAGUUUGGACGCUGGGUUCCAGAUGCUACACAGUUUGGAACAAGAUGAACUUAAUAACUUAGAGACUGAAGAAGAUGACACAGAUACAGUGCAGCACAUAAAUAAAAAACAAAAAAAAUAAUUAAGAAAUUUUAUUUAAAAUAAAUUUUCAUUUAACAAAUAUGAAAAUUUUAAACUGUAUUCCAAGUACCCCAUUUCCAAAU